This is a messenger RNA of Oenanthe melanoleuca, 1697 nucleotides long. RefSeq names its product HAUS augmin-like complex subunit 6. Gene Ontology annotation, biological process: spindle assembly. NCBI's taxonomy places the organism in Eukaryota, Metazoa, Chordata, Aves, Passeriformes, Muscicapidae. The transcript is spliced from 6 exons. The record is from RefSeq and is a predicted model, not a curated record. Bases 322 to 1044 code for a protein of 240 amino acids. Gene Ontology annotation, molecular function: microtubule binding. Gene Ontology annotation, cellular component: HAUS complex; mitotic spindle microtubule.
UCGCGAGGGUCGGCGAGCGGGGCGGGCGGACCCGCCCGCGGGAGUUUGUGGUGGGCUCGGGAGGUGGCGGCGGUGGCGGUGCCUUCUACCCGCCCGGCGGGGCCCGCCGCCCGCCCGCUGCCCGGAGCUGCCAAGUGGGAGAGCGAUCACUUCUGGCUCUGCUUGCUGGCCUUGGGCUUCAAUCCGAAAUGUCACGAAGGCGUAAGGCUGGGGAGAUAAUGAUGACUCUUGUCAUGAAAAAUGCCAUGGGAAGAAUGAUGGGGCUUUAGAAACCAUGAAGGAUACAGCAUUAAUACCCUCAAAAAGAACUUGCAUACUUGUAUGAGAAAUAAAAAAGCUGUGCCUCCAAAAAUUUUAAGAAAUGGAAAGGAAGAAUUCCCCACUUCAGAAAUGGAGGAGAAUGCAGGCAAAAAUGUUCUCCAGCCAAAGUCUGCUGUGCAAAAAGAUGACCUUGAGAAAGCCAGAGAUGAACUGGUAGAAGAGAUUGCAAGGUCAGUGUGCGAGUCUAGUGACAGUGGUGAAGAAAAAGGAAUGGCAUUAGAGGAUCUCGUUAGCUCACUGCGUUUUAACCCAUUUGUAACAAGGAAACAAAUCCCCCAAACUCCAGAGAAUCUGCUUACUGAAAUUAGAAGUUCGUGGAGAAAAGCUCUUCAGCCUGAGGGCUCCUUAGACCUGGAGCUGUCCGCAGCUGAAGUGGUGACAGAAGAAUCUUCAGUGAAUGCUGUGCCUGGUGUGCAGGAGGAGGUGGACUCUACCUCUGUGUGCUCUGAAGAUGGAUCUCCCGUAUCUGACUUGGGUCCUCCUGUGGCAGAAAAGAAGUCUCAAUUCAUUUCUACAGAAUCUAGUUCUCAGGAGCAGACAAGAACAGUUGAGUUAGAAGCUGGGCACAAAGGAACUUUCAUCAGGAUGGGGUUUGUAAAGCAGCAGCGGAACCGUAGCAGUGCAUUUCUGGUUCCUUUGAGCAUGCAGCAUCUUCUCCAAGCCUUGUCUGGAUUGGGAAGUUGCACUCCUUUUGAUGGAGACUGUUCCAGUUUCCUCAUUUAAAAGUAUCUCUUGUCUACUCUGGCACUGUCAAUUUAAUAACGUACACUGUGGUUUUCUAUGUACAGUAUGUUCUAUGUUCAUUUAUAUACAGAACUGGAUUUUCCUUUUCAAGCAUAUUUUAAAAAGCAGAUGUUAAGUAAAUGGCAUAACCCUAGAAAAUGGAAAAAAUGAAAUGUCAAAGGAGAAACAGUAAAAUCUGUUAAUUUGCUGCUAAUCCACAUCUCAUAGCCUAUCCUAACCCUCAACCCAGCAAAUUGAAAUUUUAUUUGGUGCUCUACAUUGCAUUGCAUUCAUCUCUCUUACUGAAACUUCUGGUCUGUAUUGCCAUCAGUUCUACCUGUUGCUACCUGUUGCUAGAGGCUGUUCCCUUUUUCUAAUCUUUCCUGGAGUUCAUAUUUCUUUAGCUGUAUUACCAAAUGAAUAUUUUACACUAAAGUUAUAAAAGUUAAUUGCUUGUGAUAGUGUUAAUGCUACAUGAUUUUAACAACUGACAUGCACUCAUUAUAUUGUAAUAAUAAUAAUACAGGGAAUAGAGCCUGUGGUAAGGUGAGAAGGUACAACUUGAGAUUCCAAGAGGUAAACUUCUUGUAAAAGCACUGACUCCUGGCCUAAUAUGUUUAGAGGCAUUGUUUAAAUAAAGUUGUUAUUCUGUU